Apis mellifera (honey bee) is the source of this 1663-nucleotide messenger RNA. Its product is annotated as pentatricopeptide repeat-containing protein 1, mitochondrial. NCBI's taxonomy places the organism in Eukaryota, Metazoa, Arthropoda, Insecta, Hymenoptera, Apidae. The transcript is spliced from 3 exons. Gene Ontology annotation, molecular function: protein binding. The annotation marks the transcript as partial. The record is from RefSeq and is a predicted model, not a curated record.
AAGAAACAUUUGUAAUAUAAAAGAUAUGAAAGAUUUAUUUUAUUUUUCGUAUUUAUCAAUUUUUAAUAGAAAGUUUUCUAUAAAAACAUUAAGAAAAGAUCCUAAUAUAUUUGGAGAUCUUUCAUAUAAUAAAUAUGAGAGAAUUAAAAUGGAUAAAAUGGAAGAGAAAGAAGAAAAAUUUUCUGAAAAUAUAGUUUCAAAAAGAAAAAAAUUGUAUGAUAACGAUUAUUAUAAGCUUAUUAAAUCUCAUGUAAUUAAUAAAAAUUUACAAUUGGCCUUAAGUGUAUUAGAUUUAAUAAAAGAAAAUAAUGAUAAACCUAAUAUACAUAUAUAUAGGCUUUUAAUGUCUGUUUUUGCUCAACAAGGUGAUAUUGAACAAUGUUUUAAAUUAUUUAAACAAAUAAAAGAAAGAAAUUUAAUUUUUACUCCACAUAUAUUUACUAGUUUAAUUAAUGCUUGUGCUGAAUCUAGCGAUAAAAAAAAAGCAUUAAAAUAUUUAACAAUUUUAAGAGAAUAUUUCUAUGAAAAAAAAAUAAAUUUAAAUGAUAUACACUAUUCAAGUCUUAUUAAGGCUUAUAGUUGGCAUAAACAAAUUUCAAUUGCUUUUGAAAUAGCAGAUGAAGCAAAAGAUAAUGGCAUUUAUUCAAAGGAUAUAAUUUCUGCUUUAUUUCAUGCAAUAAUCAAUGAUACAGAAAAUGGAUUAAAAUAUGCAUUAUGCUUGUGGCAUAAAAUGAAAAUAAUUAAAAUGAAACCAAACAUAUUUCAUUAUAAUCUUUUUUUAAAGGCAAUUAAAAAUACAAACUUUGGUGAUCUAAAAAUAAAUGACAUUUUGGUACCAAAUUCAAAGAAUACUCAGAUUCAAUUUAUGGAUACUGGAAAAUCAGAUUUAUUAGAUUCUCCACCAGUAUUAACUAAUUCACUUAUUAUUAUGCUUAAGAAACAUAAUUAUUUUUUAAAUAAAGAAAAUUUAAAAAGAGAAAUAAAAAAUAAAAAUAUGUUAUUAUCUCGAAAUUUGAAUAAUAUAUUAAAAGAAAAUCGAUUUCUUUUGUUUGGUGGAAUCGAUAAGUUUUUAAAACGUAUGAAAAAUGAUAAUGUAACACCUAAUAUAAAAACAUUGACAUUAAUACUAGAUUUACUUCCAUUUACAAUAGAAGCAGAAGAAUAUUUUCUUAAAUAUAUUACAUCAAAUAAUUUUAAAACUGAUUUAACUUUCUUCAAUGUACUUAUUAAAAGAAGAUGUAUAAGAAAACAAUACAAUGCUGCAAAAGAUGUAUUGAAUGAAAUUCAAAGUCGUCAUUUUAUACCAAAUAUUAUUACUUUUGGAGUAUUAGCUAUUGGAUGUAUUAGGUGCAGAGAUGGAAUAGAACUUUUAGAACAAAUGAGUACCAUUGGUUAUAUACCAAAUUACAAAAUUUUAGAAACAUUAUUUUUAAAUGCAUGUCGUUAUAAUAAUUAUGUAUAUAUAUAUCAUUUAAUGGAAUAUAUAUUGCAUAAUAAUAUUACACCAUCAGAAAAAAUAUUAAAUAUAUUAGAAAAAUUUGAUGAAUUAGUAUUAGGAAUGCUUGAAAAUGAGGACAAAUAUAAUCGUGCAAGAAUUAAUGAAAUCAGAAAAGAUUAUAAUGACUUUAAAAUAAAAUAUGAAAAUUGGAAAGAAAAAAUACAA